Melampsora larici-populina 98AG31 is the source of this 537-nucleotide messenger RNA. RefSeq lists its product as uncharacterized. The coding region runs from base 1 to 537 and encodes 178 amino acids. The record is from RefSeq and is a predicted model, not a curated record. NCBI's taxonomy places the organism in Eukaryota, Fungi, Basidiomycota, Pucciniomycetes, Pucciniales, Melampsoraceae. The transcript has 5 exons.
AUGUACAUAUUCUUAAAACUCAGUCCGAUUGUACCUCUGGAAAAUCUGAGUAGAUCUAAAAGUCAUCUCAACCUGCACCCCAAGCGUUAUCAUUUUGGGCUUAUGGAAACUUAUGAGUGGCAAGAAGCUUAUCCAAAUAAUAGUUCAGGGGAGUACUACAAAAAACUUGGUGGAAAAAAAAUCAAUGCUGGUUUGUCGCCGGAGAGAUCUAGGGGUAGUUCUACAAGGGGAGCUAAAGCACAUGUCGGGUGCCCCAAACUGUCUUGUGGUCUUUUGUCCACAGAGCUCAUAGGUGAGCACUGCGGUCUGUGGAGUCUGGGUCGACCUUCCAAGGUGAAAGAUGGUAGAGACAACUCGGCUACAAAUGGGGAAAGAGAGAAAGCAAGUUUAGUGUAUAUUCUACGAGUUAGUUAUAGCUCGGGCUUCACCAAGUUAGAUGGGACAGGGUGCGAUGGAUUCGAGGAUUCGGAGUGGGGUUUUGAAAGAGGAAGAGCUGCAAGAAGAUUCGAAGGCGCAAAGAGUAUCAGCUCCGUAUAG